Ustilaginoidea virens is the source of this 237-nucleotide messenger RNA. RefSeq lists its product as uncharacterized. NCBI's taxonomy places the organism in Eukaryota, Fungi, Ascomycota, Sordariomycetes, Hypocreales, Clavicipitaceae. The transcript has a single exon. The coding region runs from base 1 to 237 and encodes 78 amino acids. The record is from RefSeq and is a predicted model, not a curated record.
AUGGGCAUGGGCAUGGGCAUGGGCAUGGGCAUGAAUGGGAAUGGAUGGGAAUGGAUGGGCAAGGAUGGGCGAUGGGCAUGGGCGGGAUGCAUCCUGAGCCUUCCUCCUGCUGCCCCCGAACGUGUCGGCCCGUUCGCUUUAUGUACUUGCACCUCCGGACAGCUGGACUGCCAGACUCUUGAUCUUCUGUGCUCAGAAGCGCACGAGGCCGGGAAACGCCGGGGAAUAGGCAAAUAA